UCCAUUUUGCAAACCCAAGCCGGCAAAAUUGCGUAUUUGUAUAAAAUUUCGAAUUGUGCAGGCAACUUCAUUUAGAAACUAUGGACGAAAGUUCCGCUGUCAAGGCUGACGAUAGUCAGAUUCUGGAACCUGACGUCAUGGACGUAUCAAUGGAGGUGGAAAUUAAUGAAUUUGAGAAGCCAGACAUAGCAGACAUGCUUCUCAAAAAUCCAGACAUCACUGAAACUGGGCUCGAUAAAACAACAAAUAGUCCCAACCCAGUGCUCGGUAAGUCAGAUAGCUCAGAAUCAGAGAUAUCUGUACCGGAGGAUGAGGCUGCAUCCCGUUCAGACUCCGAUGUGGAAAUGCUUUCCGCCAAAUCCGGUGCAAACCAACUCAGCAGUGCCGGAAAGGAGACCCCUUCUAGGAAAGCCCGAAGGACAAAGGAACGCCCCACUCCUUACGAUCAACCGCAACCGAAGCUCAACUGGAAAUUGAAUCUGCGCAUCCUGAUCUCGAAUCUGUACAUGAAAAGCGAGCAGCGCCUGCCAGGAGCAUGUGUCCCGAAGUGUCUUCACAACUCGCCGCAGUGCGUCGAUAAGCACCGCUGUUCAAUGCUUCCAGAUGCCCCUAACUUUAUAGCCGUGCAGGCCUUGCGGACUACGCUACAUGGCCAGCACUAUGAUACAUUUCUAGACAUCCUCGAGACUAUGGUGUUGCAGUGCGUCUACCCCGGCGAAGGAGUAUUCGAUAGACUCAUAGAUAUGACAAUGAUCCUUAUUGCUAAAGACAUCAGCGUCAAAGAGUUGGCCGAAACCUACAAUAAGCUUAUCCGCACCUUCUACCUUCUGGUCGACGCGUUUCCACCCUGCUGGACAGCCCUACGUCCGUAUUACCUCAAUUUCUUGGGAAUCAAGAAGCCUUCUUUGCGUGAAAAGCGGUCCAACUCGGAGACUCCGCAAAAAAUGCAGUUCUAUCUGGAUCUCCUUGAGGAGAACCUGAGACAGUGUAAUGAAGAAGAAAUCCGCGAAAAUACCAAGUUCUACGAACGAUUCGUGUUCAACUUCUCCGAGGAGGAAGAUGCCAAUAUGUCGCAGGAAACGGUGUUCCUCAGGCAUGUCCAGCAGUACGACUGGUUGAGUGGCAAGCUCUGUUUGGAUGAUUUUAAGAAAAUGUCGUCAUCGGUUCAGCUGGCCCGCCUUUGCGACGUCCUGAACAUGCUGACGUGGGUGCUGGAGUAUGAGUUCCUGACCUGGUUGGAGCACAACCGGCUGCGACAGUCGGAGUCUGAGAUGUUUCAGGAAGACACCAGGCCCUUCGUUGCGAUUGUGUUUCAAAUGACGGCCAGCACGCGUCUCACUGACAUCGUGAAGCAGGUGAUGAAGUUGUACGGCAUAGCAGCCGCCAAAUCCAUGUACCCCGAACGCCUCAGAAUUCUACAGCGCCUCAUCUCCCUCAUAGUGGAAGUGAGCAACACGGCCGAGCUUAAGUAUGUUGACAACGCUGUGAUCUAUCCCAACUUGGGCCCGCAGACUCGAUUAUUGAUAAGCGACUUUUUCAAAAUAUUCAAAUCUCAAAACCCCAAGCACAUAAGCACAUACCUCAAGAUUAUCCCCCAGCUGGAUCACCCAUACCUUCGCUUUGAGUUCACGGACCACUUUCUCCAACUGUUUUACUUCCCAAAGAAGCUUCCGUUCUGUCCGGAAAAGGUGUGUAAAGAGUUCACCGACCGUAAUUGGCUAAAGUAUAAGCCAAAGAGCGAGAUUGAAGAAGAGGAGCAGGACGAACUGCUGUCCCGCGAGGAUUACCUGAGGAUUCUGUUGAAUGCCCUGGUGGAUUAUGACAAGUGGAUGAACCUGGCUGGCUUCUGGAAGUGCCUGAAGAACAAGCAGUCCAUAAUGCCACUCCAAACCAGGACCUCGAGUACUUUGGCCACUCCGGUGGGUAUGAUAACCGGCGGCCAGGGCAAGGUCUUUAUGCUGGAUGAGAUGGAGAAGGAGGUGCACACGUGGAAGAAGCGCAUGAACACCAAGAUGAUAUUGGGCAGGCCCGAAGUGCACCUACCAGUGGCCAGGAUCAACGUGUCCAAGAUGUGUCUCCGCUAUGGCGACGAUGUGCGCAACCUGCGACAUCUGCGACGAGUCCUGAUAAAUGGUAUCCAGAAGGAGCUGGAUGUGGCUGAUUGGCUGACCUACCUCGACAGGGUCCUGGGCGAAGAGGACCCCAUUUCGCAUCCCGCUUCCGCGGCCGAAUCCGACUCUUCGUCUUGAGGGUGUAGGCCUUAGGUUCAUAAGUUCAACCAACCACAAGUUCAAAAGUUUAUUUAGCUAGCUGUAAGCGAUCUUUGGGUUAAGUUCGAGAUAUUUUUUGUUUGUUGGGACUCCAGUAAGAACGAGAUUGGGAUUUGCCAUUUGUCAUUCUUUUCGUUUCUGUAUUUCUCCGUUGCAAAUAUAUAUUUAUGCUGUAACUAAUACACAGUUUACGUACACAUUUACAUAUAAAUACAGCUACUACG
Drosophila bipectinata is the source of this 2494-nucleotide messenger RNA. RefSeq lists its product as uncharacterized. NCBI's taxonomy places the organism in Eukaryota, Metazoa, Arthropoda, Insecta, Diptera, Drosophilidae. The record is from RefSeq and is a predicted model, not a curated record.